UUUGGCAGCCGGAUGUGUGCCAUGGAGGAGCCGGUGAGGAAACGAGGCCGGAGGACCCGAAGCGGCCGGGGCCGGCGUUCUCGCGCUCAGCGGUCUCCAGCUCGGCGCUCCCUGGACUCGGUACUUGUGGACUUGGUCAGCGACAGUGAUGAGGAUAUCCUGGAGGUCCCAACGGCGUGCGGUGCUGCGGACCCGGCUGAGGUUCCGCUCCCGGUGGAGGUCCGGCUCCCGGAGCAGGUGCCGCUUCCGGAGCACGCCGUGCCGGCCGCGCCCCGGGACAACAGCGACAGUAACAGCGAAGGGGAAGAUGCACGGCCUGCUGGAGCCCCUCCGGUUCUCGUCAGGCAGCGGCGACGGCGGCUGCUGCUGGAUCCGGGAGAGGCCCCGGUGGUUCCGGUGUACUCCGGCAAGGUGAAGAGCAGCCUCCACCUCAUCCCAGAUCACGUGUCCCUCCUGCAACUGUGUCCCCUAGAGGCUGAGGAAGAGGGGGACGUGGCAGAUUCCAGCAGUCCCCACGCCGAGGAUCCCCCAUUUACAGAUUCUCCCUGGAAGAAGAAGCUGAGGAGUAAGGAUGAAGAAGAAGACAAGAAAGAGGAGGUGUCUCUGGCUCAGGACACCUCUCCUUUGCCGCCACCUCUGCCAAGGACCAAAAGCAGAAAGCAUACUCGGGCACUGCAGAAGUUAAGGGAGGUGAACAAGCGCCUCCAGGAUCUCCGCUCCUGCCUGAGUCCCAAGCAGCGCCAGGGCCAGGACCACCUGAGCCAAGAUGACGAGGUGGUCCUCGUGGAGGGCCCCGUGCUCCCCGAGAGCCCCCGACUCUUCCCUCUCAAAAUCCGGUGCCGUGCUGACCUGGUCCGAUUGCCCAUCAGGAUGUCGGAGCCCCUGCAGAGUGUGGUGGACCACAUGGCUGCCCAUCUCGGGGUGUCACCAAGCAGAAUCCUCUUGCUCUUUGGAGAGACAGAGCUGUCUCCUACCGCCACCCCAAGGACCCUCAAGCUUGGAGUGGCAGACAUCAUUGACUGCGUGGUGCUAGCAAGUUCUCAAGAGCUUGAAGACACAUCCCAUCUGCUCCAGCUGCGGGUGCAGGGGAAGGAGAAGCACCAGAUGCUGGAAGUCUCGCUGUCUCGCGAUUCUCCUCUCAAGACCCUCAUGUCCCGCUAUGAGGAGGCCAUGGGACUCUCGGGCCACAAGCUCUCCUUCUUCUUUGACGGGACAAAACUUUCAGGCAAGGAGUUGCCUUCUGACCUCGGCCUGGAAUCUGGGGACCUCAUUGAGGUCUGGAGUUGAAACCCCACUCCCUGUUUGGGGCUCAUCCUGGACUCAGGAAGAAUGGCUGCCCCCUUUUGGCCCUGUAAGGGCUGGCCAAAGCUGAGGUAGCACUUAUCUUUAAGCGGAAGUAACAUCAAGGCAUGACAUAUGACCUCCUGUCCUGUUAGCUCUGGGUUCAGGCCGUUAGUUACCUGGUUGGUUGUGUGGUCGUCAUUGCUCUGUAGGCUGGCUGAGUUUUACAGCUCCCGGGAUACCCCUCGCCUGUCACGUCCACCAUCACCCGUCCACCAUCACCCUUUCCUUCACCAAAAUGUCUAUUUUAUGAAGCUGCUCAUAUUUAAAGAGGGGUUGAAAUAAACUGGGGUUGAGUAUGGGAUUCCAGACCUGGGAUUUAGGCUACAGUCUAGGCCCAGCAGUGGCCUUGGUGGCAUUUGAAGUUUGCCUAAGGCACGUGCACAGGUGUGGUCUGGCAGGGAGAGAAAUGAUCACGCUCACACGAGCAGGGGCUUAAGUAGAGGCAGACAGGGAACCACCUCUAAGGAUAUAGCGGGUUCUCGGCCAUCUGACUCAUGCCGGGACCCUUUUGAGCCCUUUGCUGGUGCUCACACGUUGUUUAACGCGUCAUUGAGAACACUGAGCCUUUUUGUUGGGGAUCUGAUUAUGGUCCGUGCUAGGCUUCUCUGGUUUUAUGGUUUUCCCUGUUUCCUCAUGCCACCCUCUCCCAUAAGCAUCCAUCCUAGGUUGGACUUUGCUUGUCCUUGAAUCUAAACGCAGUGCAGUACAUGUGGAUUUCCUUGUUAUGUCUGUGCUCUUGUGCUGUAGAUUUGUGCUGCUGCUUUUCUCACUUGUGUGUUGCUUUGUUGCUCGGGACUCGGUGGCGUUCUGCAGUGGGCGUCAGCGGCGUGUUAUUGAACGUGCUCGCUCAGUGGGCCCCUCCCCUCGGUGCCUCCAGCCCCUGGGCAUGGGGACAAGGCCACGGCGAACGUGCUAUAACAUGUCCCCUUCCACGCUUGUGUAAAGUUCUCUAGCCUAGGUGCCCAGCAUGGGGUCAUGGUUUUACCACAUUUUUCACCCAGUUUUUCUUUCUCUGUGGUUUUGCCACAUUUUUCUUUCGAUGGUCCCUGACCCUCCCACUGGACGCUUCCCGUUUCCCCUCAUCCUCACCUGUGUUUUUAUUGCCCAACUUCCUAAUUUUUGCCAGUCUGCUGGGUGUCGAGUGGCACUGUGUUUUAAGGUCCAUUCAUCUGAUCAUCAGGAAUUAGGGAGUGUCUUCAUCUACCAGAAAGGUUUCCCUUUCUGUAAACUUCUCAUUUGUUCCUGGGGGCUUCCUGUCUGUUUAUUCUCAAGAGUUGCUUGUAUAUGCCUAGCAGUUUCAGAUAGGUCUCAGAGUGGCAUUUGGGUUUGUGUAUCUCGGGGUGUCAUUUACUGAACAGAAAUGUUUCAUUUUGAUGUAGGUGGAUUAACUAUUUUGUCUCAUUAUUUGUUGAUUUUCGAUUUCUUAUAUAAAAGGUAGUUAAGAUAGUUUCCAUGUUCUUCUGUUCACUUAUUUGCUCUUCCUUUCACAUUUAGGCCACCACAUAGGGCUGGAGCCCAGCUAGUACAGGCUGGCAUCUGCAGUGGCUGGUGUCUGCUCUGCAUGGGCACACAUUUGUUCUCAUCGUUGAUGCCAGGCUGUACUGGCUGCUAAAUAUCAAAUAUUUUAAAACUAUUUGAGCUUCACGAGAUCUGAGUUUUAUUUUCACUGUAUAAUGAGCCAGUUUUCUCAGUGGUGUCUACUAAUAAAGCCAUUAAUUUUCACUAUA
Molecule: messenger RNA, 3071 nt
Organism: Hipposideros armiger (great roundleaf bat)
Lineage: Eukaryota; Metazoa; Chordata; Mammalia; Chiroptera; Hipposideridae
Gene: NFATC2IP
Product: nuclear factor of activated T cells 2 interacting protein
Exons: 8
Coding region: 13-1287 (424 amino acids)
Biological process (GO): positive regulation of transcription by RNA polymerase II; cytokine production
Molecular function (GO): protein binding
Source: RefSeq, a predicted model, not a curated record